GAAAUCGGUUAUAAUGGGAAGAAGAAGAGAGCGGGGAGUUCAUAUUGUGCCGCCAAAAGCAACGGUAAACGGAAGUUGCCCUCAAAUUGCUUCCAUGUUCCAUAACCAUCAACCCUAAAAGCUUCCAAUUUUUAGUGUUUUGCCCUAUAAUGGCGGCCAUUUUUCCUCCAAAUUUGGGGCUGAGAAAUUCCCCCCUAAACUCUCUCUUCUACCUCCUACAUAUCAUUCCCUUCUUAAUUUUACCUCCCACUUCCUGUCUUGCCCUAAUAUGGACGUCUUCUUCACCUCCCGGCCUCCUUGAAUCCCACCUCUAUUUUCUUUUCAAGCUUUUCUAGGGUACUCCAAAUCUCUCAUUUUGCACCCUCUUUACCCAAUUGGGUGCCCUAGAACUGUCUUCUCUUUCUUUUCAUCUCAGCAGCUUAUGAUCUACCAUUCCUGGUAGCUUACUAUCUAUGAGGAGGAGCCUGUCAUAGAGGUCAAAUGGGAUUUAAAUUUUCAAAGCCAAGUCAGGGGAAGGUGGAAAACCUUAGUCUGCAACACCACCUGAUCAAUUAUCUCUCUAAAAGCUUUUACAUCCGUAACUUGGUAUCCAAGCAAAGGAGGCGCAUGCUUGUUGCUGGCUAUGAUCUUGACAUGUCAUACAUCACUGAUCAUGUACUGGCAAUGUCAUUCCCUGCAGAACGGAUGCGCGCAGUGUAUCGUAAUCCCCUAUGGCAAGUUAAGUCCGUAUUGGACAUGAGGCAUCAAGGACACUACAAGAUCUAUAAUCUCUGUAUUGAAGAAUCAUAUGAUCCAUCACAUUUUCAUGGACGCGUGGAGUCAUUUCCUUUUGAUGAUAAUCAUGUUCCGCAUCUACAGAUGAUCAAAAUCUUCUGUGAAAAUGUCUCUUCAUGGCUAUCAUCCCACCCAAAGAAUAUUGCGGUUAUACAUUGCAUGGCUGGAAAAGGUCGAACGGGAUUGAUGGUAUGUGCCUACUUGGUUUACUGUGGCAUGUCAGUCGAGGAUGCACUUCAGCUGUAUGCUCAGAGGCGGACGACCAAUAACGAAGGAGUAUCGAUUCCAAGCCAACGACGGUACGUGGGCUACUGGUCAAAGUGCCUUUCCUUUCCCAAGGGAGUUUAUAAUGGACCUCCUGAGGUGAAGUUGCCCAAACCAUGUAGGAGGGAGUUGCAGAGAAUUCGUCUUUAUGACACAGUGAACACUGAAUCAAUUUUCUUUGUGGUCUCAGAAUUGCAGGAGGUUCCUUCUCAGCUAUACCGUCCAUCUAUGGAACUUACCAGGAGUUGUUGCAGACGAUUUAAGAGAGGAUAUGAGAGAAGUAACAGUCCUCGUUAUUUUCUAUCUUUUGUUGAAGGCGAAAAUGAAGGGAGCAAGUCCACAGUAGAGCCCCAUCUCAUUGUUCAAAUGGAUACUGAGAGUUCCGCACUAUACCAUAAAUCCUGCCUUGACUACAAUUUUGAGAAGCCUUUACCACUAACUGGAGAUGUGCGCAUCAUAUUCUACGCAAAGAUGUUUGGAGGGCGUCUCUUCUAUGCUUGCUUCAACACAGCUUUCAUUAAAAACAGCUUGCUACAGCUAAGGUUGCAGGAUUUGGACAAAGUUGGGAAAAAGGGAAGGUCACUUUGUGGUCCUUCCUUCUGUUUGGAGUUGGUAUUUGGUCCUGCCAAUGCAAAACACUCGUAUUUGACUUCAUCGGAUGACGACGAAGAUCCUCAAAAUGAUUUGUCUUAAAAUCUCAAAAUGUAGAAUAAUUCUUCUUCAUUCUUCUUCAUUCUUCUUCUUCUUCCAGACAGACAGGGAGAGAAUAGUUUUAAACACAUUAUCCCCUGUAAUCAAAUCAUCUUCUCAGAAAGCAAACAACCCUUGUGAAAACCAUUUGUAUUUAAUUGGACUUUUUAUUGGUGGAAGGAAGGCAUUAGGAGGAAUAAACACAAAUUUUGUAUUUUAGAGUAUAAGAUUUUGCAGGUCCCCGUCCCUACCACACCCCCACCCCCCC
Messenger RNA from Benincasa hispida (wax gourd), 1996 nucleotides. RefSeq names its product Calcium/lipid-binding (CaLB) phosphatase (gene PTEN1). Lineage: Eukaryota; Viridiplantae; Streptophyta; Magnoliopsida; Cucurbitales; Cucurbitaceae. Gene Ontology annotation, cellular component: cytosol. The record is from RefSeq and is a predicted model, not a curated record. Gene Ontology annotation, biological process: phosphatidylinositol dephosphorylation. Gene Ontology annotation, molecular function: protein tyrosine phosphatase activity; phosphatidylinositol-3,4,5-trisphosphate 3-phosphatase activity.